CACACGUGCCAGCUCAUGCAACUUCGAACAAACUAAAGAGCUAUCCAGAAAGUACAUCAGGCAAGAGCUAUAACCAAUUCUGUGACAAAUUUUCGUGCGCAGUACUGUAGCCCAGUAACCUGAACACCACUGCAUCAUUUUUUACCUAUCCGACAAAAGCAGGAUCAUGGUUCUCUGGUUUCGAAAGCGGAAGAAAGAAGCGCCUGGGACAGCGUCUGAAAGUCCUCUGCCCACACGUGAAUCACUAGCAAGGAGGAUCCGUCAUGCUACCAUAGUCCUCUCCAGGAAAAUGUUCCAGAGCAAGGUCUUCGUCUGUCUAGUCGUCCUUCUCUUACUAGCACUUGCCGCAGUAUGUGGCAAAGAGCUCCUCGAAUGGGGGGACCGGCGCUAUCCGAAGCCUCCUCUGGGCAUCAUCACGGGUGAGCUGCUCAAAGGCUUCGAGCGGUAUUCGCCAGACUACAAUCACACCGAGGAAGUGCUGGCCGACGUCAUGAGAGCGGAAACCCCGAGGACAGUGCCCUGUGAUACACUUGCCUGUCAGUGGCUGGAAGCAGAGACAGGCUAUGACGCCCUUUCUUUAGACCGUCCCUUGGCAUGCCAGGACUUCUACGAGCACGUCUGCUGGAGGUUCGAGGGCCCGCCAAUCUACGAGCGAGCCAGCCUGAACUUGAUGGUGCAGGUUGCUGACUACUUGACCUAUAUGGCAGACUCCGCCCACGAUGACUCGGACGUACGGGAAGACGUGUCCAUGCUCCGAAAAUGUAUUGAUGGCGACUCGAGUGCCGCGUCAUUUGCCCUGAACUGCAACUUUGGCGUUAGGAAAUUCAAACGCAGCAAGCGAUGCCCAGUUCGUUAUCCAAGCUUACCUUUCAAGGCUGUUGAUCACCUUUUGACGGACCAUUCUCUGACGAGCGUCAAGGAAUUUCUUUCAACAAUAAAAAGAUACGGUGAGGUGUACAGUGUGGAAGUCAGACUUGAGCUUGGAAUUCCGGAGCUCCGUGAAGGGAUGACCACCGAAAGGGCGGACUCAUUCUGCAGCUGGCUUGGUGAAUCGGCAAGCUGCCACCUACAAGAGCGAUUUAAUGCCAGCGACGACGACAUCCGAAUGUACCAGAGGCUGUGGAACGAGCUGUAUUUUGCACCGCUAUUCUUACCAGAUAAUGUCAGCAGCUCUAUGUGGGAUCUGUUCGGAAAUGACGGCGAUCAACCACGUAAGCUGGCCUGCGUCAAUAUCCACGAGGGCCUUUUCCAGUCGGAGAGUGCGCAGGCAGCCGUUGCAGUUUUGGAGGAGAGGCUCACGGAAGUCGACCGAGUGACCUCAGACCUGUUCUACCGAGUGGUGGACGCGAUGAAUAUACGUGUUCCAACCUGGCUGUCUAGGCACGCUGAAGGCGAGGACCCACAACUCCAGCGUCAGCGAAGGCCGGUAUACCAAGCAGAGUUAGAAUCGGUGCACGUGGAACUCCUUGGUAUGUCGGAUGCUGCUGCAACGGACUACGAAACGUCGGUGUACUCUUGGCAGGCGCGCUACGAUUUCGAUCGCAAUGUGCUCAUCGUUCCUCAAGGGCUGCUGGCGGUGAUGGCUGACAUGACUUAUGUCGUGGAGCCCAUCUCUUCAGUAUUUCUUUUUACGCAGCUGAUGAGACCCCUUUUGCCUCAACCAUCGGGUCCCUACUCUUGGAAGUAUGCACAUGACCAGCACUUGGCUUACGUGACCGGAUGCCUACGGUCUGUUCAUAAUGCCUCAAUCGACUUUGACGGCAAUCCAGGCCUGCUGCUGGAAUUUGCUCUAGAGUCUGCACUCCUCGGUCCCCUUUACGACGUCUACCAUCGUGACGUCCACGAGAGCGUCGGCGCAGAGGUCUACUUCAACCACCGCUACACGAACUCUCAGCUCCUUUUUGUGUUGUGGGCCAUGAGUCACUGUGGCACCCGGCAGGGUGCAGAGCUGGUCAACGCAGCGGUGAGAAACUCGAUGCGUUUUGGGAGGAUCUUCAACUGCGGAAUUGGAGACCCCAUGUUCUCGAGGAGGAAGUGCAACUUCUGGGUCUACUGGUGAAAAAGGAAAACGGUGCUGAUUCCGAAGCCUGCGUGCAAUGUACUUUGUUUCCUAUGCUUAAGUAUUGCGUCGAAAGGCUCAGGAAGUGACUUAAAUGUAUGCCUAUAUGAAGUUAAGAUAAGGGGCGAACUAAUGCAGGCACUGCGAGCAACGAAUCCUGGUGAAGUGCCGCGCACAGUCUUGCAGAUAUUUUGAUAGCUGGACUUACGUUUGUACUAGGUGGCCUCGUUAUCUUUGGCGCUUUUGGUUUGUAGGUUAGCGAAAUGUCGCGUGGUGUCACUGGUGGCGGCGGUUACGUUUUAACUAUAUGGGUGUUAUUAGUCGUUGUUGAUUUCUUUAAAAUCAAACUGUUCAUUACUCUAAAAGAGGUACAUCUUGUCAUAGGUGUGUCGUCAGUUUUCACAAACUAUACAUUUUUAAGUCAAUUGGUAGUAGCAAGUCUCCUCAUGCUGCCGCAAUUUUCUUGAUAAACUAUGUUUGUGGUUUGGUUCAGUGUUAAGAAUCUGGCAUCUUGUGGCUUCAAAUGAGCGCAAAUGCUUUGCGCCGGUUCGACUUUUGUCGCCACUCUAAGCAAUACGAGCGUGACAACCGAGUCCUUGCCUCUUCUGCGUUAAAGCCUUAUUGACUAUCACAGUGGACUGCUUUUAAGGCAAACGAUGAGAAAGUGCGCAUUGAACGUCCAUAUACGCAUAUUCAGAAAACGCGGGCUACGUUGUAAAAUAAUAAGUACUCCUAAAACAAGAAAAGGAUGUAACUGAGACUAUAUUUAAGACACAGUGUUACACCGAAAAAUUAUUUAGGGUCUGAUUACACCCAUAUUCACUUUUAAGGCUGUAAAUUAUUCUGCGGUGUAAAGCAGAGCAAAGUGAAAAGCAACUACGGCGAAGCACCGUCCUUUCCGUGAACCCCAAAUAAAGUUGAAAAUUUCCGUUUCA
This is a messenger RNA of Dermacentor albipictus, 2994 nucleotides long. RefSeq lists its product as uncharacterized. The record is from RefSeq and is a predicted model, not a curated record. Lineage: Eukaryota; Metazoa; Arthropoda; Arachnida; Ixodida; Ixodidae. Gene Ontology annotation, biological process: proteolysis. Gene Ontology annotation, molecular function: metalloendopeptidase activity.